Lutzomyia longipalpis is the source of this 4741-nucleotide messenger RNA. RefSeq names its product trichohyalin-like. The transcript is spliced from 5 exons. The record is from RefSeq and is a predicted model, not a curated record. NCBI's taxonomy places the organism in Eukaryota, Metazoa, Arthropoda, Insecta, Diptera, Psychodidae. Bases 2893 to 4521 code for a protein of 542 amino acids.
UGUAUUGGAUGGAAGUGUAAAAAACAUAUAAAUGUGACGUCAUUAUUUAUAUUUUUUGAAAAAUCUUUGCCAGCUUUUUCCUAGCUGAUCCCAAUGAAAAAUUGAAAGUUUUUUUUGUUGAUUUUUUAAAUUUUUCUUUUCCAUCCUGAAAAGCUCCUUUAAGCACCAAUUAUAAGAUAUUCUAUAAAAUUUUAAAUAAGAUCUAAUAAAAUAAUCAAGCUCCUAUUCUAAAACAAGUAUAUACCUAGUUCUGUGGAAAAGUUCAAAAAAUCCGCCACUUGAAAUUUCUCUCUCCCUCACAAAAAAGACCAUUAACAAUAAAACGCAAUUUUUCACCUAUCAUCGUGCCCAAAAGCCCUGCAAUAAAUUACUAAAAAUAAUUUCUCUGAAUUCAAUACCGAAGAUACGCAAUUUUCUACCCAAUUUCCUCCGCUAAGACACACAAAAAAGAGAUUGUUUGGUCGCGGUUGAUUGUGUCUCCCGCGCACAUAUCACUGGCGUGGAUGGGAAAUCCAAAAGAUCCACUAUCAAUGGAAAGAAAGCUCACCACAGCGCGUCAGAGGUGUUUUUGAUAAAAGGCGCGUGGUGUCUUUUUGCAAAAAAAUAUUUUAGCCCCUCAAUGUGACGUCGAUUGGCGAGACAGAAGAGAAAUGAAAAAAUCCGCCAAAAUCAGAAGAAAGAAUUUAAAAAAAAAAAGCUAGAGGGUGAUAGAGAAAAUAUGUAUGUAUAUUACACACAUGCUCGGGAGGGGAAAAAAUCACGAGGAGAUAAUCAAAGAAUGAAAUCCAAUAUAAACACACCACGCUUUUAACCCUCGACUCAUUGGCAUUUCUCACAUUGUUUCGCAUUAAUAAAUAAACAGAGUCAAAUGUCGGAUUUAUGCCAUAUAAAACAAUAAACAUUGACGCGAUAUUGAAUGGAAUAUUUCUCAUGCUGUGCGCGCUAUAUGGGAUUUUAUAUAUAUUUUAUUAAUUCGAUGACCUUUAAUUGAUAUGUACACGCGUAAUCCCCAACAAAGAGAUUCUUCUCUCACUCUACGUUACAUAUUUCAUUCGCAUAAAGGUCUCUUUGCCACAAUAUUCUGCUAAACAGAAUUUAUAUGUUGCUUUUAGCUAUAUGUACAAAUAUUUUGCUGUAAAGCUCUCUGAAAGCUCAGCUUGUUGGAAGAGAUUUUUUUUCUUUUAAAUUUUUGAUAAAUUCCAGAGCAGCUCAAACAAAUCAAAAAUAAUUCAGCAGAAUCUCCUCAAUAGAGCUCAAAUCACUUGAGAAAUGAGAAAAAAGCGCGUGGAGUAAAGCAAAAAAAAAUGAGACAGAAAUUAACCAUGAAAUUUCAGCGUUCUUGACCUAAUUUUCCCGGAGCUUGAGAGCGCGCGAAAUGAAUGAAAUUAACGUAGGGUUAAAAUAUUUGUGUGUGCGCUAUGUGAAAUGAAAACAAUAGAGAAAAAUUGAGAGAGAGAUAGGGCUUCCGCCGGAAUGAGAGAGGACGAAGAGCGUGGUCAGAAAAGCGCCGUGGUACACGCGUAAUAUAUAAUUUAAUAAAAGGCGAUAAGAGCUUUUUAUUGAUAUCGACGAUGAGGGGGACAGAUUAAAUUGCGAGGGAGAGAACAAGCGCGCAUUUCAAUGGGUGCUUGCGGAUGAUGACGAUGUGUAGAUUUUUUUUUGCUUUGAGGGAACGAUGAAGAGGAGUUUGAUGGUUAAUUUUUGGGUAUAGUCCGCGUCUAGCACGCUUCAAGUUGAUGUGCGAGAUGAAGACCAACAAAUUACGCAAAUCUCCGAACGAGUACAAGCAAAAAUUUAAAUAAAAGCACACACUUAUCAGCAAUAAGAGCUUUUUUUUCCUCUUGCUUGUUGUUUCCUUCUCCGUGGAGUGAUAAAAUUGCAUAUUUUUAGAGAAAUUUCUUAGAGAUUUUCUGUGUUUUUUGUACAAAAAAUUAUAUAAAAUAAUCUCAAGAUUUUUUUUAAUAAAUUAGUCAAAAUAUUAAGCAAAGUGAUUAAACUUAAAGCUCAAAAAAUUCCAAAACAUGUCUUUUGAUUUUGAAUUUUUGUUUUUGAACCUUUUCUUUUAAUUCGAGUUAUUCACUUUUUUUAAAUCAUCAUAUUCUAACCACUAUUGCCACCAUUUUGUAAUGUUCGACUUUUUGUGGAUGCUCCUCCAUUUUGCAAGGAUCCGCCAUUUUGUAAGCAUUCGCCAUUUUGUAAAUUUUGUGGUGGAAUCUGUAGAAUCUUUAGACAUUCUCAUUCUUCUCAUUUUUGUAAGUUUUUAAUGUUCUUUGAAUUCUUAAUUAAAAGUUCUCAGAUACGUUUUUUAGGCCUUGUGGCUUGAAAAGCCUGGGGCCUUAAAACUUUAAAAUAAUAGAGAGCUAUAGAGCUUCUAGAAAAAUUAUUUUAUUCCAUUCUUAAGCAAAAGAGGAAAAUUUGUGGAAAUUCAAACAAUAUUUUGAAAGAAAAAUCACCCAGAAAUUGAGAAAAAAUCAAAAUUAGUCGAAAGAAAUCGAAUUAAUCUGAUCUAACCCCAUUUUAUGUUUGAGGUUGGAAAAAAAAAUCGCGUCAAAAAACUCUAGGACAACAUAACCUAACUUUUCAAAGAUAAACAAUUUUUUUCUAGAGUUGCGCGUAUCGCUCACAUUUGUAUCAUUAACUCUUAUACCGUCUUUUCUUGUGUGGAAAUUAAUGUAAUUCCCUGUUUAAUAACAAUUUAAUCAUCAAGAAUUACUAGAAUUAUUGUUCUUUAGUCGUUUUGUCUCUGAUUUUGAUCCUGGGAUUGAUUUACAGAAAUCCAAGGCUACACACCUCAAGGAUUGUCAGGAGAAGAAUUUCUGGGGUAUUUCCCAUCCUCUGAUCAUAUUUCCCGGAUCUUUUUGAAGCAACAUAACCUCAAAGUACAAAGGAAGGAUGAACAAAGAAAAAUUAACUGCUUUUUUUGAUAAGAGGAAUGUGGAGGAAGAGCUCUCAGAGGAAGAAGAAUUUGAAGAUUCGGCGGAUGUGGAGUAUGAAGAAGGAGAAAUUGAGGAAGAAAUUGAAGAACAGAUAGAGGAGGAAAUUUCUCAACCAGAAGAGAAUAUGUAUGGUCAGAAUGUUUUUACUUCCGAUGAGAUAGAGUCGCAAAUGAGACUGCUCGACGACGUCCUCAAUAUCCUUCCAAAUAGUGACAUUUUGCCUCACAGGAAGCGCUUGAGCUUGAUUAAAUGGGAUGAAAUUGAGUCAAAGGACUACGAAGUGGAGGAGAUGAAGAAGAUUGUAGGAAGUAUGGUUAACAUCAUUCGUUCUCACCGGAAUCUGAAGGAGAUUCUAACAGCUGGCCGGGAAGCAUUGAAGGUUGCUAAGGAAAUUACACAGAAGAAGGAAGACGACAAAUUGCGAAGGGAAAUGUUGAAAAUGAUGAAGGAAUUUGAAGCAAUAAAGGAGACCCUCAAGCUGAAGGAACAACAGGAGAAAUUACAUGCAAAGGAGAAGGAAGAGGAACGCAAAAGGAAGGAAGAAGUUAAAGUUAAGCAGGAGGAUGAGAUGAAACUGAAAGAAGAGAUUAAGAUGUUGAAGGAAGAGGUGAAAAAUGUGAAGGAGAAACUUAAGAAGGUUGAAAAUAAAAUCCCAACAGAGGAUAAACAUUCAAAGCGUGACAAAUCCUCAUCCAGAGCUGCAGCAGAAACACCGGAAAGAGAGCAAAAGGAUCGACAAAAGAGCAAGGAGAGCAAGGAAGAGAGACGGAAAACAUCACGUGAAGAGUUUUCGCAUCCUGUGAGCAUAAAUCGCUUUGCCGAUCAAGGUAAUCAAGCUUCCCUCCUGCAGGAGCCUUCUCCUUCUGAGUCAUCAACUCCGAACAAUACUCCCAAAGCGCAGAAGAAGAGAAAAACCUCUCCAAAAUCCACUGAGAGCUCUCAUGUGAAGAAAACAAAACACUAUUCAAAGGAAAAUAUCCGGAAAUCCGAAUCGGGCUGUGAAUGGAGCAGCUCAUGCUACGUGGAGGAGUACACAUUGCCCCUGAGAGAUAGAAAUGGUACAAUAGAGCCCUGUAGUCCAGCAAUCAGCAUUGAUAGCUUCAAUUACUACUCAAAUGCCAAUGAUUCCCCGCAGAAGACUCCACUCUCCAUCAAAAAUUCCUCCCGGCAAGUGAAAGAGAAGAGUUCUCUUAAAGAAAAGAGCAAAAAGUCGGAAGGAAAUUCAGAGAGGAAAAGCUCCUCAUCAGCCGGAACUUCCAAAACAUCCCACAAGUCUUCAUCACGAAGGGAGAGUCGUAGUGAGGAACGUUACACUCCCAAAAAGAAAGUAAAGAAGGAGCAACACAGGGAAAAUAAGAAAUCUCAUCAGGAAUAUCGUGGAGAGCUCUUCCUAGAGCCCACAAAGAAGCUACCAAAGACAGCCUAUGAAUACUUCUGUAUGUGUGUGUACACCGGAUCACCAGAUAAACGUGCACACUCCUGGUCUAAUGUGACAAGGGAGAAAAAGUCCAUCUUCCAUGAGAAAAUGAUUAAGCUCAAUGAAAGGCAUGAGAAGAAUGAAGACUCAUUACGACAUCGCAAGUAAGUCUAGAAUCCUUCAGAACUGAUUUUUUUUUGCACAAGACGAUAGGAUUCACCUUGAAACAUUUCAGUAUUAAUAACUCCCUUAGAAUUCCCAAAAAGUCAUCUAAAGUAACGAUAAACUAACAAAAGUUGAAUUAAGAUUGAAUUUAAAAUUAAAAUAAAAAAUAUUUGAAAGUUUUUUUUUAAUAAUAAAUUAACAAAUAAAUGAUUUGGCAAAAAAA